AUUUAUCCAUCCACUGGGGAGCUAAAAGCUCAAAAAGCUCAGAGCUACCAUCAUGGCAAAGCUUCUCAUCUCCAACACCACCUCUCUCCCCCUCUCUCCACCCUCCUCCUCCUCACGUGCUUCAUUCAACCCUCCUCACGUGCCGCCGGCUCGGUUAUUCCUCUCCGGGAAAUCCAGCAACAGAGGCGUCACCACGGUGGUGACUCGAGCGGGUCCCACCACGAGCCAGUACGUGUUCGCAUUCGUUUUGCCGCUCUCACUUAUCGCCUUCACUGUCUUCACCUCCAUCAGAAUCGCUGACAAGCUCGACAGAGACUAUCUCGAGGAGGUUGCAAUUAACCAAGCUAUUAGGGAAACUGAUGAGGAUGAUGAAGUUGACAUGUCUCUAGAAGAAAAAGCUGCCGUUCCACGAACUCGUAAUCGUCCCAAAAGGGAAGUCUAGAUUUUUCUUGUUGCCAUAUAGUGUUGUCUUUAGAUCAGCUGCUGGCGUUCAUUGUGAUUUUGUGAAUUCAAAAUGGGAAUAGAGGAACCUUGUAGACCUUUAGCUCCUGGCCAGUUACCUUAUUUUGACAAUUUUGUAGCAUUGAGUUCAGUUGCACCUUCUUUCUGAAAAGACGAAUAUUGUCAGAAUACCCCCGACGGCAUGUAUUGUGUCUAUGUUUGUAUGUAAAAAAGAGAACUAUGGAAUGAAGAUACAUCAGUUUUAUGAUUUGCACAAGAUAAAA
This is a messenger RNA of Rosa chinensis, 725 nucleotides long. RefSeq lists its product as uncharacterized. NCBI's taxonomy places the organism in Eukaryota, Viridiplantae, Streptophyta, Magnoliopsida, Rosales, Rosaceae. The transcript is spliced from 2 exons. The coding region runs from base 53 to 442 and encodes 129 amino acids. The record is from RefSeq and is a predicted model, not a curated record.